Colletotrichum scovillei is the source of this 1202-nucleotide messenger RNA. Its product is annotated as methyltransferase. The transcript has 2 exons. The record is from RefSeq and is a predicted model, not a curated record. NCBI's taxonomy places the organism in Eukaryota, Fungi, Ascomycota, Sordariomycetes, Glomerellales, Glomerellaceae. The coding region runs from base 183 to 1103 and encodes 306 amino acids.
ACCACUUUCCAGAUUCCUUCGGGUAUUUCGUUCCUCUGACUGUGUAUAUAACCUGUUGUUCAGUCUGUAAGCUCCCCCUGAGCCCCUGAGCUCAUACCCCCCUUUCACUUUCCAUUUCUAACAUACCAUAGGCACUCUUCAUUCUCUCUCACCCACACUCUCUGGAUCGAGGGGUAAAAGUCAUGUUUUCCCUCACAGAAGCAACCGCAAUCUUCUGGGCCCUCGUAGGCCCCUGGAUGUUCCUCCUAAACGCCUUCUCCUACCUUCCCCCUACCAUCCUCCGCCUCUUCCGCGAAGGCGACUACGCCGCCCUCACGACCCCGUCUCGCGUCCAAGACGCCUGGUUCUCCGCCUUUUGGGCCUGGCUCGGCCCCAACAUCCGCGUGGGCAGGUCGGACAUGAUGGUCGCCCUCCUCGAGGGCCGCGUCACGGACGGUAAAGUCGUAGAGGAGCCCGUCCACCCGCCCGUCAGUGGCGUCGUGCUGGAGAUCGGGCCCGGGUCCGGGAUGUGGGUAGACAUCUUCGCCAAAGGCCGCGACGGCGACGAGAAGAAGAAGGCCGCCGACGCAGCGGCUGGUAUGGCGCGCGGCGGCGUCAGGAGGCGCGUCGCAGACGGCGUGACGAGGGUCUACGGCAUCGAGCCCAAUACCGAGGCGCACCCCGCACUAAGGAAGAACGUUCAGGCUGCCGGACUUGAGGGGACCUACGAGAUCGUCCCCACCGGCAUCGAAUCUCUCUCCGACCCGACGGCGUGGAAUGGCAAGAUUGAAAAGGGCAGCGUCGACUGCAUUGUCUCCAUUCUCUGCCUCUGCAGCAUCCCCGAGCCCGAGAAAAACAUUGCCGAGCUCUACUCCUAUCUCAAGAAAGGGGGCAGGUGGUAUUUGUACGAACACGUCGAGGUGAUGCAGAGCCGGCCCAUCCGUCUCUAUCAGCGUAUCGUCAAUCUGGUUUGGCCGCGGGCCUUGAACGGCUGCCAGCUGUGCCGCAACACUGGCAACAACCUUAAGUCUGCAGGGCCUUGGACAAAUAUUGACAUCCGCCAACCCCAUGAUGAGACAUGGUUCCAAGUAGUACCACACAUUUUCGGAACUUUUACCAAGUGAUUCAUCGAACAGGCAAGGCGACCAGGCGUUAGCCCAGCCAUCCAAUUACUAGUCCACGAUCCAAUGGGUCAACCUAUAGUGCUAUUAUUUUUGCUACCG